Cajanus cajan (pigeon pea) is the source of this 1370-nucleotide messenger RNA. RefSeq names its product 12-oxophytodienoate reductase 3. Gene Ontology annotation, molecular function: 12-oxophytodienoate reductase activity; FMN binding. Gene Ontology annotation, cellular component: peroxisome. Gene Ontology annotation, biological process: oxylipin biosynthetic process; jasmonic acid biosynthetic process. The record is from RefSeq and is a predicted model, not a curated record. Lineage: Eukaryota; Viridiplantae; Streptophyta; Magnoliopsida; Fabales; Fabaceae.
UUCUCUUCUUAAGAUAAUAAGAUCAUUGCCAUCGCCACCUUAUUUUCUCAACAAUGGCAGAUUUCUCAACUCAAGCACCCUCGAGCUCACCCUUAUUUUCUCCUUACAAGAUGGGAAAAUUCAACCUCUCUCACAGGGUUGUAUUGGCUCCGAUGACGAGAUGCAGAGGGUUGAACGGGAUUCCACAGGCAGCACAUGUCGAGUACUAUGCUCAAAGAUCAACACCAGCUGGACUUCUCAUCACUGAAGGCACCUUGAUCUCUCCUACUUCUUCUGGGUUUCCUCAUGUGCCUGGAAUAUACACAGAGGAACAAGUGGAGGCAUGGAGAAAUGUAGUUGAUGCCGUGCAUGCCAAAGGCAGCAUUAUCUUUUGUCAACUUUGGCAUGUUGGUCGUGCAUCCCAUCAAGUGUAUCAGCCUAAUGGGGAUCUUCCAAUUUCGUCGACGAGCAAAGCUAUAUCAGAGAAGUGGAAGGUUCUGAUGCCUCAUGGGUCUUUUGGUGCGUUCUCUGAGCCUCGUGCACUGAACACUUCUGAGAUAUCUCAAGUAGUGGAACAUUAUCGCCAAGCAGCAAUUAAUGCAAUUCGAGCAGGUUUUGAUGGAAUUGAGAUUCAUGGGGCACAUGGGUAUCUCAUUGAUCAAUUCCUAAAGGAUGGAAUCAACGAUCGAACCGAUGAAUAUGGUGGAUCACUAGAAAACCGAUGCAGGUUCUUAAUGGAGGUGCUAAAGGCUGUUGUUUCUUCCAUUGGAGCAGAAAGAGUUGCUCUCAGAAUUUCACCAGCAAUUGAUUUCCUGGACGCCUUUGACUCUGACCCACUUGGGCUAGGCUUAGCAGUGAUUGAGAGACUCAACAGUUUCCAACGAGAAGUGGGGACAAAACUCACUUAUCUUCAUGUUACUCAACCUCGGUUCACACUUCUCGACAAAGCCGUGUCAACAGUGAGUGAAGAGGAGAGAGAUUAUUUGAUGCAGAAGUGGAGAAAGGCUUAUGAGGGAACAUUCAUGUGCAGUGGUGGUUUUACUAGGGACUUGGGUAUGGAAGCUGUGGCUCAAGGCAAUGCUGAUUUGGUAUCCUAUGGUCGUCUUUUUAUCUCCAAUCCAGACUUGGUUUUAAGGCUCAAGCUUAAUGCACCUCUAGCCAAGUAUAACAGGGACACAUUUUACACCAACGAUCCAGUUGUUGGCUACACAGAUUAUCCUUUCCUUGCCAAAGCAAAUGAGACAGAUUAAGUAGCUAAGGGCAUGUCUUUAAUUUUAAUGUUUGUUGGCUUUUUUAAUAUGGAUGUUGUAAUCUAUAAUAAAGGCAUAUGAAAGAUUUUUAUUUGUAUAUUUUUAAUGAAUAAUUUAUAUUUAUUUUAUUAUUAAACUUCA